GACACCAUGUGAUUUGGAGCACCCUGUUUGUUAUGAUUUACUGAAGUGUUCCUGCAUGUUGGCAAAAGCCCCGCUGCAAACACUGUGUGCUAAAGUGAUAUCCUUCAGGUAGCCACAUUGCAAGUUUGUGUGACUGGUGCUUUCCGAAGAUACAGACUGUUCAUGCAAUGGCUGCUUUUACAAUUGCUGUGUUGGGUCUUGCCCUGAUCGGAGAGAUGGUGUCUUGUCAGGGUCCCGGUCAUGAGGAUCACGUCUGUCAGACCAACGCCACAACAAAAGUGCGCCUGUCAGAUGCUAUGCCGCGUACACCAGGCAAUUUUUCAUUGCACAUCGAGUACCCCGGUGUUCCAAUCCUUGACCUCUGCACUCAUUCGAACUGCACGCUGCUGCUGAGGGUAUGCCUAGGACCAUCGCUGGGGAACAUUAGUCUACAUAGAGCCAAGGGCUUCAUGAGGUGGUGCAGAGUUGGAGCAACACCCCUGGUGAGACAGCUGGAGAUCAAUGUCACGAAAUCAGAAAUGAUCAACCUCGACCACAUCAGGAUUGACCUUCCUGUCAUAUUCCAGGGCCGAAAGAAAAAAGUCCGGUUUUUCUUGGCAGUGUUUGAUAUCAGCGAGUACAAGGCACAGCAGAGCUUGCAGCCCAGAACCGGCGAUGGAACCUCCGGGAAGCUGCUGCGCCUGCAAAUCAUGUCCCCGCCCAUCUCCCCCGUACUCGGUGGCGGGAGCGGCUUUGCAGGUGUUGGAGAGGGACACGACCAUAGCUGUCUGAGGGCAUGCUGCACUGCGGGUGCCACCGUCAACGACAAGGAGUGCCGCUGUUUUGUGUAUGGACGUGGCAAGCUGUCACAUUGUCUGCAUUACCGCUGGAAAUACAGUGGACAAGCACUGAACACUGCACCGUCGCAAAACAGCAACAGCAGUCCAAUGCCGACGGGCAAAAAUACUAUUGCAAGUCAGUCAUGCUUGUUCACAAACUUUGCUCAGAAAAUUGCGCGGCCUAUAAAUCUGCGCAACAUGAAGCCGCAGUUCGAACAGAGACUCAACUGCACCAUCUACUGUGCUGUGCCUGGUGUUUGGUCAGAGUGGAUGCCAUGGACUCAACACCCACUUGCUAGUACUUGGAUGGUUCGAACUCGCCGGUGCUUCAAAGUGCCAGCGGACGAGUAUAGUCCCCUUAAAGUGUUGGACCGUGUGGAGCCAGUGGUACAGUGCAACGGCAGUCCGGUACAGUUUCAAGACAAAGACAGGCCUGAGAAGAAAUUCGUUCCUGAGCAAAGUUGGCAAUGUGAAGGACAUGCAGGAGCUAUCCCGGACAAUCGGGAUUGGCUUGAUCUAAGUGUUUGUCGCAUUUCCCGACGUGUCUGCGUCAGCAGCUAUGUGGAGGAGAAUCCUAUUGACGAUGUUGCCCUGCUGAAUUCAAGCAAAGCGGCUGAAUUCGGUCUACCCAACUGCACUGUGGGAGAAGUUGAAGGGUGCAACAUGGAAUCAAAGUGUGAAAAUCAAAGAAGCAAGCAACUCCCGCAUGGCGGAGGCACUAGACGACCAACAGUAGCACCCUCCGGAGGAGUAAAACCUGUUAUCUUCAUCAGCUGCGGCAUAGUAGGGUUUGUGUGCCUAGCCGGUCUGCUAAUCUUGGCCAUCUGCCUGUAUCGACGCCAGCAGCACAGGCACGCAGAACUUGCUGGUGCCCAGGAGCGCUUGCUUGACAACGUCAAAUCCCUGAGUCGCACGCUAUCAACCCCACAGGCACAACCACCCGCUACUGCACCACCGAGGAAGGGAAUCUUAAGCCGUGGCAAGACCACGCGCUUUGGCAGUGAGUUCUACUCAUCAUCAUCGCCGCCUUCAGGCCGCAGCACCAAGGUUGACUCUCAGUGGACCCAGAGGAGAAAGAAGGCCAGCUUCAUUUCAUCGGAGGACGUGGACCUUAGCACUGAGUAUCAACCAGGGGAUACAUUGCUGACGGUGGCGGGAUGUUUGGCCGCACCACAGCCAUCUCAUGGCCAACCUGCUGGCAAGACACUGCCGCCGGGUCUGGCUAAGCAGUCGACUGCAGAUGAACACGGCAAUGGAACUAGCACCGACGGUGUCAUCGCAGAAUCGCCUGGAAACUCUCGCUCUCUCUCGGCCGGCCGUCCCGGUAACCAGCGCGAGUUGCCACUUCAAGGAUACUCUGCAUACAGUCCACCGGGCAUUGCUGCCAAAGCCUCUCUACGGGUACCACCCGCUACUAGGCCAGUGGAGGACAAAGAUAUUGGCGGCGGCAGUGGUGAUAGUGGCAAUGAUCUCCUAAGCCCCCUUGUUUGCCGGUCAGCGCUUACUCUGACUCCAACACACGCCAAUCCAAAGUCUGUGUCCGCUGAUCAUGGCCUGUACCACGAGCAUGGCAAACGCCGGAAGCCAGGCGCAGCGGCGGUGGAGAAGCAGUUUGUCUGCAGCGAGAGCGCCAUCUCUAAACAGCAUGCACAAAAAGCCGGGAAACGAUCGCCCAGAGAGGACCUGUAUGCACAUGUCAUGGAGUCGCAGCGUCAUUCGUCGGCGGCUCUGCGCCAGUCGAAUAUCAUCAUGAUGUGAGAUAUGCAGAGGUUGCUCGACUUCUAUUUUUUCGUGGGUCGGUGUUGUGAUGGUCAUGCCUGUUCGAAAGGUGCUGUGCGUGCAACUUGUGCCUCUGGCUGUAUUUUUCCUGGCUCCAGUGCUCCUUCCAGUGGCCACACUACUGAGUACACGCUCGUCACAAGUCUCGUGCUACUGGUGAGAGUUGCAUGGCAGUUCUGCAGCAGAAAAUUCCCUGUAGCAGUUAUAAUGCACCUACGCCGAUGGCAAUUGACCGUCAUUCUGUGCACUGAUGUGCGUAUCUGAGAUAAUAUCACUAUUCUUGUACUUUCCUGAAAAAAUAAUGCCGUUCAAUGCCAAGAUGGUCACCACCUCCAUUGCUAUCACUGCUCUCUAUCUUAUCAGCUAGUACGUUGUUACUUACUUCCCGUGUUCGCAAUGCUCCCUGGCUUCAUCACUACAGAUCAGCAGUGUUUGGACAGCCGCGGCAGGACGUUUUAUACAUCAUCCCUCAUUAGUGAUCACACUCUGUGUAUUGUAUUCUUUGAAAUACAUCUAAAGCUUAUCCCGAUCCUGGUCAGAUUUCCACCUUGCAUAAUUUCAUAGUAUUGAAAUUAAUAUUUCCAUUAACUUUGGCUUCUAGCAAUAAACCUAUUGAUUCACUCCUUUCCGUCCAACCCGCAAUCCGUGUUUUCAUGCUGUCUUUGAGCAGUCUUGCAUCUGA
This is a messenger RNA of Sycon ciliatum, 3279 nucleotides long. RefSeq lists its product as uncharacterized. The record is from RefSeq and is a predicted model, not a curated record. NCBI's taxonomy places the organism in Eukaryota, Metazoa, Porifera, Calcarea, Leucosolenida, Sycettidae. The transcript is spliced from 7 exons. The coding region runs from base 168 to 2576 and encodes 802 amino acids.